AUGGGAUCCAAGAACAGUGAUCCGAGACAGAUCGACGGUGUAGGAGGAGCAACGUCUACUACUUCAAAAGUUGCCAUAGUCGCGUCUUCACAAAGACCUGGGAUCGACGUUGAAUAUACGUUUGCUCAGGUAGCGGUUGGCCGAGACCGGGUGGAUUAUAGCGGGAACUGUGGAAACAUCGCCUCUGGAGUCGGUCCAUUCGCCCUUCAAGAAGGCUUGGUCAGACCGGAACCCGGCCAGAGACAGAUGGACAUUCGAAUUUUCAACACCAACACUUCUCGGACGUUGGUUGAAACGGUCGAGGUCGAUGAAGAAGGAGGAUUUGAAGAGGACGGAGAUUAUGAAAUCGCUGGUGUGAAAGGAAGCGGCAGUCAAAUCGAGGUAGCUUUCAUGAACCCAGCAGGCAGCAUGACUGGCAGGUUGUUCCCAACCGGGAACCGAGAGGACAUAAUCAUCGUCAAUUACCCGCAAGGAGGUGGAGGACCAUUCAGCGUUCGAGCCAGCCUUGUUGAUGCUGCCAACCCCUUCAUCUUCGUGGAUGCUUCAACAAUGCCAUUGCUCUCCACGGCUUUGGAGCUGAGGUCGCUACAGUUUCUCGCUAUCAUAGAAGAUAUCCGCCGGGCCGGCGCCGUCCUCUUUGGGCUCGCUAGCAGCACAGACGCAGCGGCUGAUGUCCGUGGAACUCCCAAGAUCGCCCUUGUGUCCCGUCCCACAGCAUUCCCUAGUAAUACGUGCUGCGACCGGGCUCCCGACAUCCACAUAAUAGCAUUCAGCAUGGGUCUACCACAUCCUAGCCUUCAGUUGACCGGGGCGGUCUGUCUCGGAGCAGCCAUAUCUAUGGAAGGGACUGUUCCAUAUCGAAUAGCCGCCUCACACCUAACGCUCCCGCCAACACCAGAGCCGACGCCUUCUCCGCCCGACUUAGGACAUUAUACACCAUCAAAAUACGACAAGGGGUUGUGGAAGAAGGAAAUCUGCAUUGAGCACAAUCUGCUCGCUCUCGCCGGUAACCCGGGCGUCCAGCGAUUCGGCUGUGUUAGGACCUCGGGCGGGGGCACCUACCUCCUAGAGUGCUACCACAAGAUCCCGCGGGCGCGGCUCAAGGCCGCCGGAGUGGUCGCAGAUAUUCUUAUUGCCGCGGGGCUUGGCUGGGCACUCGGGAAAGCGGCGCGCGACACAAAGCGCCCCGAAGCAUACGCGGCGGCUGUCGCGAAGAGCUUUGAGUUGCGAUCGGAGGCGGAUAGGAUAGUGUGGCGCGCGGACAAAGGCGGGCUCCAUGAGAUCCUGUUGGAGAGUAUAAGGGAGGCGGUGCAAGAGAGGUCACAGGGCCCGGCGUACGAGACGAAACUGUACAGGAGCGAUUAA
Coniosporium apollinis CBS 100218 is the source of this 1365-nucleotide messenger RNA. RefSeq lists its product as uncharacterized. NCBI's taxonomy places the organism in Eukaryota, Fungi, Ascomycota, Dothideomycetes. The coding region runs from base 1 to 1365 and encodes 454 amino acids. The transcript is spliced from 4 exons. The record is from RefSeq and is a predicted model, not a curated record.